AUGACUUCGAAAGAGAUAAGUACUGAACACCCCCUCCCUAAAAGUAUCCACAUAAACUUUCUAGACCAAUCUUCAGAUGAUCCAAACCAAACAAAUUCCAAUAUUCUUGCAAAGGAGUACACUUUAGAUAUUCCCCGAAUUCCUUCAGUGGAGUUACCAUUGUGUGUUUCAGGAAGACCUGAAAGUAUCGCCAAAGCAGUAAGUAUGUGUGGCGGUAUAAAUAAGAUAAAAGAUAUGUUGAAAAAGAGUACCGACCCAGAGGUUGAAAACUACUUGGAAUUAUACUUAAAUGAUAAGGAUAAUAAAAACGAUGGAGGCAGUAGUUUCUUCAAUGAACACCCUAUAAUUGGUAAACCGGUCCCAUAUAGAGAUAGUUCAGUUGUAUUGAAAAUAGUUAUGCCAAAGGGUACCAUGAAGAAACAUGAAGGUAACGUUCAGAAGUCUUUGGCCUCGUUACAUUCAAAUGAUUAUAAAAUUACCCCAGUUGCUGUGGUUGAUAACACAAUAAAGUUUAGAGAAAUGUCUGAUUUUCAAUACUGUCUGGACAAUGUUCCGGCUGCAAAUGAAUAUGUUCAAAGUUUUGGUUCAUUAGAAUGGCAGAAUAUCAAACAAUUAGUAGAUUCUGUUCCUGUUAAUGAUACAAAGCCUCAAGAAAAUAUUAGCAACUUAAUUUUUAACAGAGGACUAAAGUCUCCAAGUUCUGACUAUCAAUUAAUACCCCCACCGAGAUUAUCUAUGAUUGGUUUCCCUCAUUUGUACAAAUAUAGAAAGAAUCCUUUAGCCGUUAAGAAAGCAGAUGGUGUUUCUGAAGUGAAGGGUUCAUACAUUAAAAACUAUCAACUAUUCCUACACACAUUAGGCGAUAAUGUCAAGGUACCUAUAGAGCCGCACAACAAUUUACAACAUGAUUAUAAAAUCGCCAAAGAGACUAAAAUAUACCCAGGUACAAAACAAUCUUCUAAAUUUUAUGAGUCACUGGAAGAAUGCUUGUCUAUAUUGGGACAUCUUUUCGAGAAAAGACCUAUAUGGAUAAAGAGACAUUUAGAUGGUAUCAUCCCUAAAAGAAUACACCAUACUCUGAAAAUUGCACUGGCACUAAUUACAUAUAGAUUCACUAUGGGACCAUGGAGAAAUACAUACAUCAAAUUUGGUUGUGACCCAAGACUAUCAAAAGUGUAUGCCAAAUAUCAAACCGAAUAUUUUAAGAUUGAAAGAAAACUACUGUCUUCACCAACUGUUAGAAAGAAUAUUCCAAAAUUAAGCGAAUCUGUCUUUGAAUCGAACGUUCCUGGUGAUAUUGAUACAAGAUUCAGAUUUGAUGGUAAACAAAUUCCAUGGUAUUUAAUGCUACAAAUCGAUAUGCUAAUUUGCGAACCUAACGUGGCUGAAGUGUACGACAAAGUCCAAUAUUUGGAUACACCUAAUGAAAUUACAGGUUGGUUUAGUGAGCUAGACUUGGUCAAAAUAAGGAGAAUUGUAAAAUAUGAAUUGGGUUGUCUUGCUCAAGGUAAUCUUGAUUUUAACAAGUACAAAUUAAAAUACUUCAAGACGAUGCAAUAUGUGAAAGAAUCUUUAAUAAAUGAAAAGGAUAUUAAGGAAUCCCAAGCAGUCGAUGGAGAUGGUGACAUUGAUAUGGAUCGUGAGUCGAAUGAGAAUAACACAAACGACAAAGAAUUCAAAGAUAUUACAGAAUCUAUUAUAGAUGAAGAUGAAGAUGAUGACAAUGGGAUUAUUGCGGGCGAGGUCGAUGAAGACGCCCUUGAUGUUGAUGAAUCUGACUCCAACGAAAAUAUCCUCAUUGCUGACGCGAUGGAAGACGAAAUGACUGAAUCUAAAGAAGAUUUUGAUCUCGCAUCUGCCAACUUUCAAGAUGUCGUUGCACGUAUCAUGGAAUCUGACCCAGUUACAGCAAAAAGGUUACAAUUAGAAUUGGAAGGGUUCGUAAAUAUAAAUAAGAUAUAA
Maudiozyma barnettii is the source of this 1962-nucleotide messenger RNA. It is a transcript of the gene TFC1, whose product is annotated as transcription factor TFIIIC subunit TFC1. Gene Ontology annotation, cellular component: transcription factor TFIIIC complex. Lineage: Eukaryota; Fungi; Ascomycota; Saccharomycetes; Saccharomycetales; Saccharomycetaceae. Gene Ontology annotation, biological process: transcription initiation at RNA polymerase III promoter. The transcript has a single exon. Bases 1 to 1962 code for a protein of 653 amino acids. The record is from RefSeq and is a predicted model, not a curated record.